This is a messenger RNA of Tupaia belangeri chinensis (Chinese tree shrew), 782 nucleotides long. RefSeq names its product nuclear protein 1, transcriptional regulator (gene NUPR1). The coding region runs from base 216 to 464 and encodes 82 amino acids. The transcript is spliced from 3 exons. Gene Ontology annotation, biological process: negative regulation of cell cycle; negative regulation of cell population proliferation. Lineage: Eukaryota; Metazoa; Chordata; Mammalia; Scandentia; Tupaiidae. Gene Ontology annotation, cellular component: nucleus. The record is from RefSeq and is a predicted model, not a curated record.
AGGGGGCUGGGACUCAUGGGGCCCAAUUCCUUUCCCCUCAUGCCUGGUGUUUACUGGGCUGGGUUCUGGGAAAGGGCCAGAUUGCAUCAGACAGGCCUGAGGGGCUGGAGCCAGACUGUGGUCUGAGGAGGAGACAGCUUUAUAAACUGGGGCGAGUGAGCUGGGAGAGGAAACUCCGCAGGAACAAGACAGAGACAGAGAGUUAGCCAGACAUCAUGGCGGCCUUCCCGCAAGCAGCCAGCCCCUCCCAGCAGCCCCUGGGCCCAGACGAUGAGGACCUCAGCCUGGAUGAAUACGAUCUCUACGGUCUGGCCCAUUCUUCCCUGGGAGGUGGAAGCCGGAAAGGUCGCACCAAGAGAGAAGCUGCUGCCAACACCAACCGCCCCAGCCCUGGUGGGCAUGAGAGGAAGCUGGUGACCAAGCUCCAGAACUCAGAGCGGAAGAAACAAGGCGCACGGCGCUGAGACGGAGCUCGAGACCACCAAGGCCAGACCACUGACACCACACCCAGCAACACCCAGAGACCGAGACCCGACACUGGAGGAAUUAGGAUGUGGGGGCGGGAUCCAGACCUGCUUGCCAUCGCCACCCCCAGGACUCAGCCCACCUGACUGAGGCUCCUAGGGCCACAGAGGAAGCACCUCCAGCCCCAGCAAAAGGGCAAGAUGGGGAGCAAGAGACAAAGUAAGAGGCAGAGUCAGGACGGCACCUCCAAAAAGAAAGGUGCUGGAGAAAACGGAGCUCCCCGUUUGCAGGGCCAAUAAACAAGUACAGCAGCUGCA